Molecule: messenger RNA, 2250 nt
Organism: Echinococcus granulosus
Lineage: Eukaryota; Metazoa; Platyhelminthes; Cestoda; Cyclophyllidea; Taeniidae
Product: Fragile X mental retardation syndrome-related protein
Exons: 13
Coding region: 1-2250 (749 amino acids)
Biological process (GO): negative regulation of translation; positive regulation of translation; regulation of mRNA stability
Cellular component (GO): cytoplasmic ribonucleoprotein granule; nucleus; membrane
Molecular function (GO): protein homodimerization activity; mRNA 3'-UTR binding; translation regulator activity
Source: RefSeq, a predicted model, not a curated record
AUGAUUGAGAUUGAGAUUAAGGGGCACUAUGGCCAAUUCAUCAAGGGUUAUUUGCGAAGGAUAGUUGAAGAAAAAGGAGUGAUUGUAUACGCGGAUGAUCCGUCGACGGAGGAAUUGAUACCUCUAAGCGAACUCCGUCUUCCGCCCACCGAAAACCCGGAUAUUUUGGCUUUGAGUCCACAACUACGGGUUGAGGCUUUGCUACCCGUGACAGUGCAAGAAGACCCACAGGAUAACAGCUUCACUGAAGCUUUGGCCAAUCUACAAAUAUCCCAAACUACUCAACAGCCAACUGCUACCUCGCGGUUGGCAAAUCCGUUUGCUUGUUUGAAUUGUCCCUCCUGGUGGCCGUGCGUAGUUACUAAGGUCCGAGAUGCUCACGCAGUAGUUCAGUUGCGGCCUGUGUUGCCGGUUGCAGAUGAGUCAGCGCCGCCGCCUCCAAAGGAAUACACUGAGCUUGCUACCAACCUCUCCGCUAUGACGGAGAUAUGUGAGCGCAAAAUGCUUCGUCCCGCCACACCGUCUGAUGCCCCCACCCUUAGCCCCGACGUCCUCUUUACACAUAAAAUCACCAUACCCCAGGACCUCUUACCCUAUGCCUCGGAUCUUGCAGUACACGAUAGUAUUCAGCGUCAUUGUGGUGGUCCAGUAAGCCUCUCCUUCGAAGAAGACCGCCUGGUCGUCCUUUCUACCUCAUGUGAGACGAUAAGGAUAGUUGGUCUCCUCGAGGAGAUGCAUCUUCGCAUGUUGCGCCAAAAGCAUGGCAUCAUACGUUACAUCAAUCAAGCAAAAAAGUAUCACGACGGUCUGGGCGGGCUCAAGGAUGGGUCAGCCGUGGGCAGUGGUGUUGACGGUAGCACUUGGUCCUCUGGAGACGAAGGGUCAUUUGUCGAGAUCUUCAGUGUGCCGAGUUCUCUCAUGGGCCUGGCUAUCGGUGCACAAGGGGCUAACAUUCGCGCAGCACGCUCAAUCGCCGGUGUCCUGCGCAUCGAUGUGCGUGAAUCGGUUCCGCAGCGGAAUGGUCCAGCUUUUACCCCCUCUACGUCCACUGCUUCCGCUGAUUCGGAGGUCCAGAUUGCCCAGGACCCCAUGGGGAAUUCCUCCUUCUCCGACCAACCACUGGCACACUUCAAAGUGGUUGCUGAGACCGCGGAAGCAGCUAAGGCUGCAAGAGCGGCGCUGGAGUUCUGUCAGGUGUGUCUCCUAGUGCCCAAGCGUCUGAUUGGUCGGGUGUUGGGCAACCGUACCAACAACAUCGUGGCUAUCAACGAGAAAUCGGGUGUACGUCAUAUUUAUUUGGAGAGCGACCCUAGACGCCUUCCUAAAGUCGCGGAUCAAGAAUCUACUUCUGACGGUCGUCCUCCUUACUGCAUGAAGGUUGAGGACAAGCACCCAGAACUGGCGUCUCCGGCGGAGAAGGAUACGGUAUCCGGUUUCUUCAUCGUCGGCACUCGUGAUGCCGUUGAUAAAGCGAGGUUGCUUAUUACUUUCCAGAUUGAGUGCAUCUUUGAUUUGGAGAAAUUAGAGGCGGAAAAGUUGGGCCUCCUGAGGGAGCUACCAGUACGUGGUGGCGGUGGGCCAUUCUAUGGAGGCAUUCAACACGAGAUGAACCACCAGGAAAAUGGCGGACCGCAACGGGGCGGGCCUCACAGUGGUGGAGGGGGUCCUCGUGCUCCACCGCCGCGUGGCGUUGGUGCCGGAGAUCCCUACCACGAGGAGGUUCAACGUGUUGGCAACCAGCAAACAAUGAACCGCGGUGCUGGUGGUGGCGGUGGACGACGCGCAGGUCGCCAGCCCCCACGGUCCUCCGGCGACGUUUCUGACGGGCAGCGUGGAAGCGCCUCACCCCAUCAGGAGGGCUCUGCUGCCGUCGGUGUGGUAAUUGACGAGAAGAAGGCCCCUGAUGAGUCGUCGUCCGCUUCAACAAUGGGACGUCGUCGAGGUGGUGUAGGAGGUGGAAGUGGUCCUGGACCAGCGGGCGCUCAGCGAGGUGGCGGUGCCCGUCAGCGCAAUCGAGUCGGUCCGCGUGGUGGCAACCGUGCUGGUAGCGGCAGUCUUGCUGGCACGGCUGUUCAUGCGGAGCAAAGCGCUGAUGAGCACAAUGGAGUUGCAGCGACGGCGAACGGAGCCGACUCCAGUGGCCCAAAAAAGGAUAUGCACAACGAAAACAGCGCUCCAGCUCAGCGGAACGGAAAACGCCACCCUGUCAACAGUACCACUGAGGGAAUGCCCGCAGCAAUGCACAAGUGA